CUCCAUCAAACAAAUAGGUACCUAUUAUUCAAAAAUCGAAUGUCAAGUAGUUAACCAGUUAGUAGACUGGUAUGAAGCAGCCACUUUACUUUAUCUCCUGCUGGCAAAUCUCCGAUAUUUAAACACUUAUUCGAAAAUGACUAACAAAAAAGACAAUAAAAAGAAAACCUCUCAAGAUGAGAAAAAUAAAAAAGAAGAAUCAGGAUUUUCCAGCGGUAAAAUCAUCUUUGUAUCAGCGAUAUGCGCUGCUCUCUGUUCUUAUUACCUGUACAAGCGGCUCACCACCCCACCGGAUCCGCCAGUGCUAGACUUCAACGAAUAUUGGGGACCGUAUCCGAUGAAAAUGGAUCCCGAUCUAUCCAUAAGACCCUAUGAGAUUGAAUUUUCAGAAGUUAUGGUAAAUGAUUUAAGGGAGAGGUUGCUGCAUCGUCGGCCAUUUCAGCCUCCUCUUGAAAAUUCAGGCUUCACAUACGGUUUCAACAGCCACUUUCUGACGAGGGUCCUUGAUUAUUGGCAGAAUAAAUACAAUUUCAAAGAACGGGAACGAUUCUUCAACAAAUAUAACCAUUACGUGACCAACAUACAAGGCUUAGACGUACAUUACAUGCAUGUGAAGCCGCAAGUUCCCGAUGAUAUUGAAGUGGUGCCUUUAUUGCUGUUGCACGGUUGGCCGGGCUCUGUGAGGGAGUUCUAUGAACUUAUACCUAAAUUAACCAGCCCUCGAGAUGAUUACAAGUUUGCGUUUGAAAUCAUUGCUCCGAGUCUGCCGGGAUUUGGGUUUUCACAGGCCCCCUCUAGGCCUGGUUUUGGGCCGGUAGAAAUGUCCGUGGUCCUAUCAAACCUGAUGAAGAGGAUCGGUCACAACAAAUACUACAUCCAAGGCGGGGACUUCGGACAUAUGUUGGGUUCUAUCCUGGCCACACUGAUGCCGGAACAGGUGUUGGGAUUCCAUACAAACAUGCCCGUACUUAUGUUUCAUCCGUUGGCCAAUAUAUAUAUGAUGCUCGGAUCUCUCUGGCCUAGUCUGUUAGUUGAACCGGAGCAACAGUCUCGCGUCUAUCCAUACAGCCAAUAUUUAAUGAGAAUCAUUGAAGAGUCAGGUUAUUUACACAUACAAGCUACCAAACCUGACACUGUCGGUAUAGCUCUGACGGACUCGCCGGCGGGCCUGGCGGCCUACAUACUCGAAAAGUUCUCCACGUGGACCAACAAUGAGUACAAGGUGGCCGGCGAUGGAAAUCUGCUACAGAAAUUCUCCCUCACACAUCUAUUGGACAACAUCAUGGUGUAUUGGACCAGCAACUCCAUCACCACCUCCAUGAGGACGUACGCCGAGACCAUGAACAGGAGGUUCCUCUGUAUGAACAUAGACAUGAUCCCAACGGCCGUGCCGACCUGGGGCAUAAAGUUCAAGCACGAGCUCGCGUUCUCCGCCGACGCCGUGCUGCGUCUCAAGUACACGCGGUACCUGCAGAGCACGGUGGUGGAGGACGGCGGCCACUUCGCCGCUCUGGAGCACCCGGACAUCCUCGCCGCGGACGUGUUCCGCGCCGUGGAGCACUUCCGACUCUCGCGCGCCGGAGGCAGCAAACCUCAAGAAACGUCUCCAGUGAAGGAACCGCAGACGAUAUACGACUUCACGGUCAGAGACAUACACGGCAGAGAAAUAAAAUUAGACAAGUACAGGGGGAAAGUAGUGGUCAUCGUGAACGUCGCCUCACAGUGCGGCCUCACCGACACCAACUACCACCAGCUGAACGAGCUGCACGACAAGUACGCCAGGAGCAGAGACCUGAGGAUACUGGCGUUCCCGUGCAACCAGUUCGGGGGUCAGGAACCCGGCACGGCCAAGGACAUCGCCAAGUUCAUCAGCGACAGGAACGUCAAGUUCGACGUGUUCGAGAAGGUAGCCGUGAACGGCGAUGACGCGCAUCCGCUGUUCCAGUUCCUCAAACGGGUCCAGAGAGGCAGCUUCGGAGAUUACAUCAAGUGGAACUAUUCCAAGUUCAUCGUGGACAGGAACGGCGUGCCCGUGGAGAGGUUCGGACCCCACGUCGACCCGAUCGACUUAGAGCCCAGCCUGGCGAAGUACUGGUAGACAGUAGUACUGGGUAAGGCGAACCGUUAGUAGUGAUUCGGUCACUUUGUAAGUACAGUUUUAUAUAAACUCGAAGUCAACUUCAUAUUUACAUAUCUUAGUUAUAUAAACGCUUAUGUUUAUGUUUGUUACGGUAAUGUAGCUUAGACAUUAGUACGAUUAAUGCAAGUUACACUACUUACGAACUGUUUGCCGUUUCUCAUUCUGUAACCUACGGUAAUAGUUAACGCUGUAAUGUGAAGCUUUAUUAAUCGAAAACUUCGUAAUGUGGUAAUGAUAAUAUAUUACAUGUAUCAAAUCAAACUUAACAAAAUAAUUAAUAUAUAACAAUAAAAAAGUGUUCCAGCUGAUCUCACGCGCUCACAGUUUACUUCCCUGUAUACUUGGAAUCUACUUACUCACUCUCUCUCUUACUCUACAUUGAGUAUCUUUCUUUCUCUGUCACUCUCUUCCACUUUCUACAUUUGUGGAUUUUGCUCUCUCUCUCUCCUACUCUACAUUUGAGUAUCCUUCUUUCUCUGUCACUCUCUUCCACUUUCUACAUUUGUGGAUUUUUCUCUCUCUCCCUCAGCGUUAAACGUUUAACGCAACCUUGUUUAAAGUCAUAAAGUCUCACUUCAAAUCUGUUAAUGCUCUAUAUGUAUUGUGACGAGAACUUAAAGACACAUACAGAUUAAAACAGGCUAUAAAAUGUCCCUUGUAAGACAUUACAGGUAUCAUAGUCACUUUACACACUAUAGAUGUCGCUGGCGAUCUGUUAGUGUAAAGUCACGGGUAAAAACAAGCGUAAAUUUGAAACAAUUAAAAUAAACAAUGAAGGAA
Danaus plexippus (monarch butterfly) is the source of this 2920-nucleotide messenger RNA. RefSeq names its product juvenile hormone epoxide hydrolase-like (gene Jheh-lp3). The coding region runs from base 137 to 2098 and encodes 653 amino acids. NCBI's taxonomy places the organism in Eukaryota, Metazoa, Arthropoda, Insecta, Lepidoptera, Nymphalidae. The transcript has 9 exons. The record is from RefSeq and is a predicted model, not a curated record. Gene Ontology annotation, biological process: response to oxidative stress; epoxide metabolic process. Gene Ontology annotation, molecular function: glutathione peroxidase activity; epoxide hydrolase activity.